Molecule: messenger RNA, 1662 nt
Organism: Theileria annulata
Lineage: Eukaryota; Apicomplexa; Aconoidasida; Piroplasmida; Theileriidae
Exons: 1
Coding region: 1-1662 (553 amino acids)
Biological process (GO): regulation of DNA-templated transcription
Molecular function (GO): DNA-binding transcription factor activity
Source: RefSeq, a predicted model, not a curated record
AUGAAAGCCACAAAGUUUGGAUUUUUUGACGAGAAUACAGUUAACUCUGAAACCAUAACAAAAGAACGAUACAAAGCUUAUGAUGCUUCUGACCCAGAUUUCACAGUAGCUGAGGCAGUUAGACCUAAAAGACGAGGAAGACAAAGAAUAAAUCCUUAUGGUUAUAACAGAUUAGGUUACUAUACACGUGGUGUAAACGUUGAAAAGGCUAACGAUUUGAGUCAAAUUUACAAGGAAACAAAUGAUCUCGAGGAAAAUUUUAGAAAUUUGAAGCAAGUUUACGAAGAACAUGAUUAUAAAGUUAACGAGGAGAACAACUUAGAUGAUAAGGAUAGGGAUAACCUCAAGGACAAAAACGAUACGGAUACCAGAUUAACAUCAUCAAGUGAAGUUCUGAGUAACUUUAACUAUGAAACCAUAGACAAUUACGAAGUCAGCGACAACCACGAAACUAUUGACAAUUACACAGCUAGCGACGACUACAUAACCUCCUUAAAUGAUAACUGCGAAUUUCCAUUAAAAACAAAUGACUCUACAUUCAACACUGAAGAGUCAACUCUCAAAGAUCUCGAAAAGGAAGAGUUCCCCUUUGAUAAGGAACAGUUAUUGGAAAAGGAAAAAGAGUUAGAGGGUGUCACCAAGGAACAACUGGUUGAGGAAACCAAUGAACUUUUAAAGAAAGCUCAAAAAACUUCUUUUGAAGAACAAAAUCAAACACCUGAUAGCUUACAAAUCAAUGAACAAGUGUUAGAAAAGGAAAAAAAGAUUUCGGAACCGGAAAAUGUUUAUGUGAUCUCAGAAGAAUUGCGUCAAUCGUAUAUUCGACAGAGCAAAUUACUACCGAAGAUUAGAGGAGUAUGGUUUAACUCAACUGUACGAAGAAUGGGUUGGGUAGGUCAGGCGUACAAAAAAUGUAAAAGAAUUGAAAAAAUUUUUUCUAUAAAUAAGCACGGUUUCGAAGGUGCCAGAAAACUAGCAAUCGCUUUCAGAAACUCACAGAAACCAACCAACAAAUCUGACUUGCCAAAUUAUCCAGACAUAUCAUUGAAAGACGUGAUAAAGCCAAUUUCUCAGUUGAGAAUUAACUUACAACAACAAAUCAACCAAAACAACUCUAAGGAAGCAAAGAAUAACAUUGUUAACGAAAGGAUUCAAACUUCCAGUUCUACUAAAGAUAAGUCGGAUUACGUCCCAAGUAAACACAAGGAUGAAGUUGUUAGGCUUGAAACUAGGUCUAGUAAGAUGAAUUUAAAGGGUUUGUAUGCUAACGAAAUUGAGGUAGAUGAUUAUGAAUACCCUGUAGACUAUUAUGAACUCAUUGACCACUAUAAGUCCCAGCUGAACAAUGAAGAAAAACAAGUCAGAGAUAACAUUUGCAAGGAGGCUCUUUUAUUCAUGUUAUACGAACUAGAAGCUUUGGUGGAACUUGACAUACCAAUUCCUCCGAUUUCAAAAUCAGAGUGCAAACGUGGCAUAAACUUCCACAUAAACUUUCUUGAAAACUCAAAAAAGUCAGUUGAAGUACUUCCGUACAUAAAUUCACUUGCUCAUUACAUAUGCAAAGGAAUAACACCAACAGACAUGACUCAUUUCGAACUGUAUUCUCUGAUACACACACUUUCCCACUGUAUUCCUCUAAAGAUGGAGUUCUCAAGUACAUAA